Molecule: messenger RNA, 2277 nt
Organism: Fopius arisanus
Lineage: Eukaryota; Metazoa; Arthropoda; Insecta; Hymenoptera; Braconidae
Gene: IntS11
Product: integrator complex subunit 11
Exons: 1
Coding region: 314-2101 (595 amino acids)
Biological process (GO): snRNA processing
Cellular component (GO): nucleus
Molecular function (GO): RNA endonuclease activity
Source: RefSeq, a predicted model, not a curated record
UGGUGUAAGUGUAUCUCGACGGUAACCAACACGCCAUUGGCCAUUCUGUUAACCGUCACAGACCGGUGAAUUAAUAUUAAUUCUAUAAGAAAACAAUUGUCCUCUAUUCAAUACAAAAUAACUUUACAUUGCGAAAUAAUUAAACUCAGUUGGUUAUUUUCUCUUCAAUUGAAUUUUGAUGGUACACAGGAUAUAUUAAUCGAACGUUGUGCAACAUUGAGGUUAAUGAGUGCUAUUUGCAAAAUUGUAAAAUUGUACAAUUAUUUAUUACAAUCUAUCAUAAACCGAUUACGAGUAAAAUAAUAGUAAAAAGAUGCCUGACAUAAAAGUAACUCCAUUGGGAGCUGGACAAGACGUGGGAAGAAGUUGCAUUCUGGUAUCAAUGGGUGGAAAAAACAUAAUGCUGGAUUGUGGAAUGCACAUGGGGUUCAACGACGAAAGAAGAUUUCCUGAUUUUUCCUACAUCGUUCCGGAGGGACCCACGACCAAUCACAUCGACUGCGUUAUUAUCUCGCAUUUUCACUUAGAUCACUGUGGGGCCCUUCCAUACUACACAGAAAUGGUGGGUUACACAGGCCCAAUCUACAUGACCCAUCCCACAAAAGCGAUUGCUCCCAUUCUCCUCGAGGACAUGAGGAAAGUCGCUGUGGAGAGGAAGGGCGAGAGCAACUUCUUCACAUCUCAAAUGAUAAAAGACUGUAUGAAGAAGGUGAUAGCAGUGACACUUCAUCAGUCAGUGAUGGUGGAUUCUGAAUUAGAAAUUAAAGCGUACUACGCAGGCCAUGUGCUUGGUGCUGCAAUGUUCUGGAUCAGAGUUGGUACCCAAUCGAUAGUCUACACCGGUGACUACAACAUGACACCAGACAGACACCUGGGGGCUGCCUGGAUUGACAAAUGUCGUCCAGAUUUAUUAAUAUCAGAAUCGACUUAUGCAACGACAAUCAGAGACUCUAAACGCUGCAGAGAACGUGAUUUUCUGAAGAAGGUUCACGAGUGCAUUGAUCGAGGGGGAAAAAUUCUCAUACCAGUGUUUGCCCUGGGAAGGGCCCAAGAGCUUUGUAUACUCCUCGAGACAUACUGGGAGAGAAUGAAUCUCAAGGUGCCUGUUUACUUCGCCCUGGGGCUUACCGAGAAAGCCAACAACUAUUACAAGAUGUUUAUCACCUGGACAAAUCAGAAAAUCAAGAAAACCUUUGUCCAGAGGAAUAUGUUUGAUUUCAAGCACAUUAAGCCCUUUGACAAAGCCUAUAUUGAUAAUCCAGGUGCCAUGGUGGUAUUCGCAACUCCAGGAAUGCUCCACGCUGGCCUCUCUCUACAGAUAUUCAAAAAGUGGGCACCCAAUGAGCUAAAUAUGGUGAUAAUGCCAGGAUUCUGCGUUCAGGGAACUGUCGGCCACAAAGUCCUGAGUGGAGCUAAACGGAUUGAGUUUGAGAAUCGUCAGAUUGUCGAGGUGAAAAUGGCAGUGGAGUAUAUGUCGUUUUCAGCUCAUGCCGAUGCCAAGGGUAUCAUGCAGCUAAUUCAAUACUGCGAGCCCAAGAAUGUCAUGCUUGUUCAUGGUGAGUUUGCAAAGAUGGAGUACUUGAAGGAGAAGAUUAAGCAGGAGUACGGGGUGAAUUGCUAUAAUCCAGCGAAUGGAGAGACAUGUGUUAUCACGACGACAUCUAAAGUACCAGUUGAUGCCUCCCUAGCUCUGCUAAAGGGUGAGGCCAAGAAGUACUCAGCACUACCACCAGAUCCAAAGAGAAGAAGACUUCUUCAUUCGGUUUUGAUGCUGAGGGAGGAUGGUGUUUGCCUCGUGGAUUCUGAUGAGGCAGCCAAGGCUGCUGGCAUUCCGAAGCACAUCGUCAGGUUCACUUCUACUGUCCAGGUGAGGGAUCCAGAUCCUCCACAAGCGACGACCCUCAAACUCCUCCCACCUCUGCAGGACAAACUCGAGGGAUGGCAGUUGAAAAUUAUCGAGGGAUCAAUCUCAGUUGAAUCGGUUCAGGUGAGGGUAGAGGGUGAUGAGGAUGAUCAGAAGAUUAUCUACGUGUCCUGGACCAAUCAGGAUGAGGAUCUGGGAAGCUACAUCCUUGGAUUUUUACAAAACAUGUUCAAAUAGGUGAACAAAUGCAUCAAGUAUUUUUUAUUGCGAAUUAUGAAAGCGAAUCAGUCUGUGAUAGACCUGGAGUUAUUAAAUAUUGUUUUUUUUUAUAUGUGAGAAAUUAACCGUGUUAUUAUUUCAAUGAUAAUGGUGAAUAAAAGAAUAAAUCAAUACUGCAGGGUACAUAUACUUUA